AUGCACAUCUGGGAUAACAUAUGAGUGAGUAAAUGAUGAGAGAAUUUUUAUUUUUGGGUGAACUAACCCUUUUAGUCUCCUGGGCUCAGGAAAAGCAACCUCUGAGCAAUACAGAUUUUCUCUGGGAAUGCAAUGCAUUGCAUCACUGAAGUUCUGUAAAUUCCUGAAUUUCACAUCUACCUCUUCUUCUUUUUAUUUCAGAUGACCAACAAAGCUUCCAACUUGAAAAAAAAAAUACUUAAAGGAAUAUUGUGCAGUUGCGGUGUAUGUACAAGUGCUGACGCUGAGAGGUUACCGCUUUGAUGAGCGUUCCUUCUGUAACGUUGCUUUCCAGAAAAAGAGUCUCAGAGAGACAGCGAUCUCCUUAAAAACUUGCUGACAGAAAGUUAUUGUCACGUUUGUGAGGCAACACUGCUUUAUGAGUCCCAGAGAGUUUCUCAUUAUGAGGGGAAAAAGCACGCCCAAAAGGUCAGGCUGUACCUGCAGAACAAGAAAGCUGAAAGCAACAAACAGACCCGGGAAUGCGGAGGCUUUAUGAGAGGUCUCUCUGCAGACCCAGACAAGUUCUGUGAGCUGUGUAACAUGGUGUUCAGCUCCCAUACUGUUGCCAAGUCACACUAUGAGGGCAAAGUUCAUGCCAAAAACUUGAAAAGAACUAACCCUCCGCAAAUUAUAGUUUCUACGCCGACCUUAGAAUCUGCAACUCCUGUAACCCAACCAGCAGAGGUUGCUGUGUCGAAUCGGAUAGAUCAGGAGCAGGACAGCCCUGGUGUGGGUGAUCAGGAGGUUGACCUCAGUGACCCCAACAAGUACUGUGCAAUGUGCAAUGCUUCUUUCAACAACCCUGUAGUCGCUCAGCAGCACUACAGCGGCCGGAAGCAUCAGCGAAACCAGACCCGACAACAAAUGCUGGACCAGAUCGGAGAUCAGUCAGAGCAUGUUAGCUCCCUGACUUGCCCGAUUUGCUGUCUGACCCUCAGCUCAAUAGAGAUGUACCAGGCACACAUGCAGGGAAACAAGCACCAAUUGAAAGAGAAAAAGGUUAUGGAGCUGUGCAAAUCUCAGAAGAAAGUGUACGACUCCUACCAGGACGAGCUGGCUGACUAUAUCCAGGUGCAGAAGGCCCGAGGCCUGGAGCCCAAAGCAGGGCUGGGCACUGUGGGACAAGCAAGCAAGGACCUGGAUGAAACUAUAAAUGAAAGUCCACAGACAGGAGAAACGAUUCCUCAGCUGCCUCCACCUCGUGGUUUCCAUCAGCCUCACUGGCCUCCACAAUUACAAUCUCAGGUCAAUAAUUUUGGCUUCGGGAUGAGAGGGCCUGUCCCACACUAUCAGCCUGGAUAUAUGCCCCAACCACUGCCUCAUUUCAUGCCUGGUCAAUUAUAUAAAAGAGGGCGGAGCCCUGACUCACAUAGCUCCUCAUCUUACUCAGACUCCUCCUCCUAUGCUAGCAGCAGCAGUAGUGAUAGCAGCAGCAGCAGAGAGAGGAGAAGAAGAAAGAGGAAAAUGAGAAAGCAAGGGAUCAAAAGGAGAGACCAGGAGGACGAGUUUGAUACGGACAGGAGAGGAAGAGACAGAGAGGAAAAGAAAAAGAGGUUGAAAGGAGACAGAAGAGGAAGUGUAGAGGGAGAAGAGGACAGAGAGACCAGGAGAUGGAAGGAGAAAAGAAAAAAGGAGAGAAGCCAGAGUGAAGACGAGGAGAGCCAAAUUAAAAGACGACAGAGCAAGAGAAGUAGGAGACAUGGGGACGGACAGCAUGCAAAGAGACGAAAAGAGGCAGAGCUUAUGGAAAAAGAAGGGACGGAAGUGCAAGGAAAGAGUGAGGAACCUGUUGAGGAAAAGACAGAAGCAAAAGAUGUCAAACAAAAGCACAAAAAAGACAAAAAGAAAGGAAAAGAGAAGGUGAACCAAGAGGACAACAGGACAGAGGAGGAAAGACUCUGGGAUGAGACAAUUCUUGGUAUUUUUUAAAGGCAGAUGGCUGAUGCUUUGACAGUAUUAUACAAAUAAAACUGCACAGGACCUCAGAAGAGAGGUUUGCUGAAAUCAAUUGGACUCAUCUCACUCUAUAUGCUACCUUUCAUUCAGUAACACGCGUCUGCUACUGCAGACAUUAAGAUGUCUUUAGAGCUGCACUUCUCUUCUGGAGAAUUUAGUGGGUGAACCUCACGAAACUUUAGGACCAUUAAGACAUUAUUUUCAUGACAAUUAAGCACAUUUUCUACUCAAUUCUCAUUACUGUAAUGGAAAAAAUAGAGGAAAAUAUCAUUUAAAUUUCUGUAAUGCAGAUUAUUUUAUUUUUUAUUUUUUUUUAAUUCUAAAUUAUUGUGGUAGUAUUUGACGUGCUGUUUCAAAUAAAAUAACUGUCAAAUAAAAAAGUCACCAAAAUCUAUUUGGUCCUCAAAAAGGCUUAAUUGUCUUAUCAUUUCUUAUUUUUUGUCUUGAUUUUUGGGUACAAUGUGACCUGAGAAUGUUUUCGUGAGAUUCACCCGAAUGGGGGUGCAACAGCUUGUCACUGGGGCAGGGUAAACCCACUGUAUCCUUUGUGUCAGUUGGAAUGUAUUUGUAUCUUAUCUGUCCCUUAAGGGUAUACAUUUGUACCUUAAGGUAUAAAGGUAUAGUGUUUGUAACUUUGAGGGUAUUGCUCCAGUGAAAGGCUGGUAUACCCAUAAAGGUAAAAUUUUAGCAAAUUUUUCUGAUUGUUGUUGUGAAGCAAAUAUGUGAUACAAAACACACUACAUACCAUAAAUCCAUUUGCCUACAUGCUUUAUGCCUAGAUUAAAUAAACCCCUCCCACUAUUCGGUUGUUUUCAUGAUUUUGUGGAGCAUUUCCACUUUCUGUCGUAAGGGGACGUAUUAGCUUCACUGAUUAGCUGCACAUCCGCCGUCUUUACUGGCUGGAUACAUAUUUGGUUUACAGGUCGACUCUGUUCAGGUCUCAAGACAGGGUUCCCACAUGUCCUGGAAAACCUGGAAUUUUGCUAUGCAGUUUUCCAGUCAUGGAAAAUGAGAAAAAUACCUAAAUGACCUGGAAAAUAAUUAUUUGUCCUGGAAAAUAUUUUAGUAUAAUAUAGAACUGUUUGAUUGUGUUGCUAACAAAGGUUUUGUACAUGUACAGAAACAUGGUAACAAUGGGGACUCGGAACAGGAGUCAAAUUCAAAAAUUUCUCUGCCGCCGGCUGCGAAUUUUGUAACAAACAUCAACGAUUAACUGUCAUGAACGAUUCCCUUUCACAUACUUUCUCUGCUCAUCUGCUGUGAUCUCUGCUUUGCUCCGACAAAAUAGUUUAAGUAUUAAUACAGUACAAAAUAAGAUUUUUGUUUUUUUGCUGUUAUAUUAACCACAAAAACAUUUGAGUUAUAAACUUUAGACGGCAAUGGCAGUCGGACCACUGAUUUAAAAAAAUAAAUAAAAUUCACACCCUGAGUUGGUGAUGAGGGCUUCACAGCUGGGGAUGAGAAUUAAUUUUCAAGAAUUCAAUGAUCGGAGUCUGCAUAUACCGCGUUUACCACAUAUGGAAUCUAGUCAAAAAUGGCAUUGGCUAUAAAAUGCAGAAUGUCAUGAAAUAUUACAUAUUUGGACAUUUCAUUGCACAGUUAAUCAAAUUAAAAUUGUGAUAUGUCCUAGUGUGAUAAUUAAACUGCAAUAUUUGUAAUGUAUUGAAUAAAUAUAUAAUCUGCAAGUGAUGCAUGCUUCAAAAUGGAUGUAUGAAGCGCUCAUACACUGAAAACACCUCAUCAUGAUCAUCUUGCAUGCUCUUGCGUGUGUGAGAUGACGGAGAGCAGAACACUCUGAAGUGUGCAGCACAUACAGACUAUGUAUUUAUUUUAUUUAAUCACAGCUUUAUGGGAAUUAAUCACACUGGGCCAUGUAGUGAACUGCUUAUCUGGAGAUGAGAAACUACCAUCAAAAACACACUGAAACAUCAAAAUAAAAGCUCGGUUUAAAUGGACACAUGUAUUUUUGCUUAUAUAUUACAUUUGUUGGGCACAUAAAAUGUCCUGGAAAUAUCCUGGAAAAUUGAGCCUCGAAAAGAGUGGGAACCCUGCAAGAGAGAAUGUAAUUAAUAAACUUUAACUUUCACAGUGGAAAUCUGAUCUGCACACAGUAAACAGUUUUCCAUCAGAAAACUCAGACUGCAAUACUUUGUUAUAGGUGUGUGUGAGAGAGAGGGAAACAGUAAUCUGAUAUCAGUCUCAUUUGAUGCUGUUUACUGAGUGUGGGAAUGUUUUUGUUUACUGGUCUAGCAGGUGCUUCAGUUAAAUGAGGACACUGCUGUGAUUGCUGUUCUGUUGACUUCCGUUUUGCUCAGAUAUAUACUUGCAGUUAGCACAAUCAUGAAAUCACAUAUAUUUUGUAUCAAACCUGAUUUCUAAAGUAUGGAUUAAACAAUCUUCACUUGUAUUCAUGAUUUUGAUUCAAAGAAUUUCUCAGGGAGCAUAUUGAUCAUGGGAACAUCUGUUUUUGUUUUAUUAUCUUAUCAAAUAUUGUGAAAGUGUAUGUGUGUGUGUAUUUCUGUUUCAGAGGAAAUGCUACUUGCUGUGUGAGCUUGUUGUCAUGUCAUUUAAAGGAAGAGUUAACACAAAAAUUAAAAUUCUAU
Messenger RNA from Myxocyprinus asiaticus (Chinese sucker), 4601 nucleotides. Its product is annotated as zinc finger matrin-type protein 1-like. The record is from RefSeq and is a predicted model, not a curated record. Gene Ontology annotation, molecular function: nucleic acid binding; zinc ion binding. The transcript is spliced from 7 exons. NCBI's taxonomy places the organism in Eukaryota, Metazoa, Chordata, Actinopteri, Cypriniformes, Catostomidae. The coding region runs from base 535 to 1971 and encodes 478 amino acids.